GAGCCUCGUCAGGCUACGAAGCCUUACACAAUAACUUCCUCCAUCAAACUUUACUCAACGUCUCUCAAUCAAUUAUCCUGCCCUGGAGAUAAUCGAAAAGAGCUUUGCUUCUUAUCCAUCGUCAUUUUCUAAAUCUUCGACACCAUUUAGUAUCGCAUUGUGCGACAAGGAGAUGGAGCCUUCCAGCAAGAAACGACGUCUCGCACCCAAAGUCCCGGAGCAAUCUACUCAAGAACAGUCUCCUCAAGCUAGGUACGAUUAUAAGGCUAUGCCGAACCUACAGGAGCCCGCACCUUCGAAUGAGCGAAGCGAUUUCGAGUCUUUCGCCCGUCAUUUACAAGACGCAGCAAUGCUUAUCUAUGCGCAAGCAAAUCGAUCUCCAUAUAAGGGUGUUACAGUACUUUUGUUGCGAUGGGAAGAAGAUUUGAGUGUUGAGCAAGAUCUUUUGCUCUUGCAGAAGGUUUUCCAAGAACGCUUUAAUUUUCAUACCGAGUCCUGGAAUAUCCCUAGUGGCCCAAAUCCUAACAUUAAACUUGUGAAGCAACUUGCACAUCAUAUUGAAUCCACUGCGCCUAAUAAUCUUUUAAUCGUAUAUUAUGCAGGCUAUGGGUUUGUGGGAUCGGAUCAUCAAUUAUAUUGGGCCUGCAAUUCACACGAAGAUGCUCCAAAAUUCAAGUGGGAAGGUAUUAAAUAUUUACUCGAAGAUGCGCAGCCUGAUGUUCUACUUUUACUUGAUUCUUGCGCCACUACAGAUUCAUCUGUUGCGGGAAGCCAAGGCAUCAAGCAAGGUAUUGCUGCAUAUAGUCCAGAACAGGCUACGCGUGAACCAGGAACACGUUCAUUUACUUAUCACUUGUCGGAAGCUCUUAACAAACUUGGUACUGGCCGUCCUUUCAGUACGCAACGACUCCAUGAGGAGAUCAUUUCACAAAAGCACAAUGGAUUUCUGGCACACACUGGACUUACAAAUGGAGCAGGAAAGGCAGCUUCGGCCAACGAGCGAAUGCCAGUAUCUUUCUCCUUGACCCCUGGAUCAUUACAAAGCAUUUCACUAUCUCCUCUGAGCCAUGUCCCAAGGCCAAGUACUUCGAUAGCAUCGCCAACAGAUUCACCAGAGAACAAUGCCUCAGGAUCAAGCAUUGAGGAACCAAUUAAGGCUAACUCAAAUUCCGACCUAACUUUCGAAGAAGUCAGAGCAUUAGUUUGUACUACUUUUGUUGGAGAGCCAAGUCAAGAUAUGGCUUCUUUCAAACAGUGGCUUCACAACACUCCUUUGGCAGCAUCAAAAAUCGCAGUCGAAGGAAUGUUUCAUGGGCCACCUACCAUUCUGCUUGUUUCUAUGCCAAUCGCGGUAUGGAACGUUUUGGCCGCCGAAGGAAUUUGUUUGUUCUUGGGCUACAUCAAUUCUCACAACAUGACAACAGACUAUCAACAUUUGAUAGGCGCAAUUUCCCCCAUGAGCAAAGCCGCAACUACCAAGGAAUUGGAAGAUGGUAAAAUACUACUUGAAGCUCGUGAGGCCGCUGCAUCCACACCACUAAUGACUAGGCAUGAACCAGUUCAACAAGAGUCAACUAGACAACCAGAAGUAGCUCAUCAAACACCCUCUCGACAAGAACCUAUAAGACAAGACCCAAUCAAUUCUACUCCUCAACCAAUCCCCCAAGUAUUAUAUCCUGAUACUAGUAGUGCGAAUCUUCCUGAGCAUACAGAAGACGUCGAAACCUCAGUAGAGAUGCAUGAAGCAGCCGAACAACUCAAGGCUUUGAGUCAUGUACGACACCUUAGUCACGAUAAUCUGACUCCAAAUGAUCGAAACCACUCUCACAUAACUUCCGAAGAUUCUCCGGGUCCCAGAAGUGGUCGAGAAGAAUCAGCGUCAUCUCAAGACCAGGGUGAAUCUGGAGCAGAAGAUCAAAUGUACAAUUCAGAGUUCAAUUCACCAGCCUCUAGACCCAAAGCCCGGAGAUCGUCACAAAAGCAAGGCCCUAAGCAAGAUACCCGAUGUUCAAUGUGCAGUCAUGCGCCAUUUAAAGAUUCCUCUUCCUUAAGAAAACAUAUUGCUGCUGCACACACAAGACCAUUCCCGUGCGCUUUCUCCUUUGCCGGAUGCGCAAGUACUUUUGGCUCUAAGAAUGAGUGGAAACGACAUAUUGCUUCUCAGCAUCUUUGCUUGACAUUUUAUCGCUGCUCUUCUUGUCCCCAAAGCACUGCCGAAGGCAAAGGUAAUGAAUUCAAUCGCAAAGAUCUAUUUACUCAACACCUCAGACGUAUGCAUGCACCCUUUGCAAUUAAGAAAGCUCUUGCAAAAGGAGACUCCAAACUUCAAGUGGAAUGGGAAACUCAUGUUAAGGAAAUGCAAGCCUCGUGUUUGGUAACUAGAAGACAACCACCUCAAAGAUCCGCAUGCCCUAAAGCAGAUUGCUCAAACGUGUUUGAGGGCGCAGGUAGUUGGGAUGACUGGACUGAACAUGUUGGCAGGCAUAUGGAAAAAGGAGAAGCGAACAGAUUGGGCGUUGACAAGUUUUUGGCGAGAUGGGCACUUGAUGAAGCCAUUAUUGAACCUAAGGGAGAUGGAUCUAAUGAAUACAGGUUAUGUGGUACGGAAAGAGAAGGUGGUGGUGUGUUGACUGGUAAUGGAAAUGCAAGUGGCUAUUAUUCAGAUGGUGGAAAGAAGGAAAUAGAAAGUGCCAAAGAUGGAAUGGAAAGUCUCAUGGGCUUGACGGGUGAUAGUAUGGUCAUUGAUGGUUGAGGAUUUCAUCUUGGGAAAUUCUAGGCAGGAUAUGAAACUUCUUGAGACAAGAAACAAAAGGGUAAUUUUUAAAUUACGUGUUAUAGGGCGGCUUUCUGUGUUGUCUUUGUCUGGUGUCAGAUCAAACUUUGGGGUGGUUACUUUGUUUGGUUAGCAUUGACUUGUCCUGGCUUUAAAUUUCCCUCUCUUUUAUCACACACUCAUCAGUUCAUGUUACUAUACUUGGUGAAUGGCGAUAUUGCUCUUUUUCUCUAAUGUAUGGAUGGAUGCACAGGUGCAUGGAUGGAUGAAUGGGUUUUUGAGGAAUAAUAUCUUGAGGAUAUUUUCUUAUUUGGGAUGUAGGCAAGCAAGGGCGAAAGUAUGGUUGGGAUGGGUUGGGUGGAGUUAUUUACUAGGAAUAUGAAAUGAAAAAUGCUUGUUUUUUCUUCUUUAGUUUUCGAAUUGGGGGGUUUGUGCUUUGGUUGGUGGUGAGUGGAUGAGGGCUAACUUACUACAAUGAUAGAGAUCGGGAUAAUAACAACAGCUUGCAGUAUUCA
Botrytis cinerea B05.10 is the source of this 3288-nucleotide messenger RNA. RefSeq lists its product as hypothetical. Lineage: Eukaryota; Fungi; Ascomycota; Leotiomycetes; Helotiales; Sclerotiniaceae. Gene Ontology annotation, molecular function: DNA-binding transcription factor activity. Bases 173 to 2752 code for a protein of 859 amino acids. The transcript has 3 exons. The record is from RefSeq and is a predicted model, not a curated record.